ACAGCUCCUCCAAUUUUCUCGUCUUUGAGUUAGGCCAAUUCUAGUCUACUCUGCUGAGACUUUUAGUCCAAUCCCACAUCAUUGCUUUUGACUCUUGAGAAGUGUAUCACUCCUUUGUCAGUAGUAUUAAGUACUGAACAAUACAGUUAGGAACGGUCCUUAGAUAGAAGAAAUAUCCAGACUUUGUGCAAGAAAUUAAUACAGAGCGGACCUUUUGCUUUUCUUUGUCGUUUCAUCCCUCAAUUUAUCACAAAACUCAUUUGGUUUUCGGUUUCUUGAACACAAAAGAUGGUGGAAAGCACAGCCCCAAAACAAGGUCCUCAGAACCAUCACCAAGUCUUUGAUGUCUCAGUCAAUGUGCUACCACAGGGUGGUUCCAAGUGCUUUGAUGAUGAUGGCAAGCUAAAAAGAACUGGGAGUGUUUGGACUGCAAGUGCUCACAUAAUAACAGCUGUGAUUGGCUCUGGAGUUCUGUCUUUGGCUUGGGCAACUGCGCAGCUGGGAUGGAUUGCUGGUCCAACUGUGUUGUUAUUGUUCGCCUUUGUGACAUACUAUACUUCUGUUCUUCUCUCGGCCUGUUACCGGUCAGGGCAUCCUGAUACUGGCAAAAGAAACUACACUUACAUGGAUGCAGUCAGAGCAAAUCUUGGUGGGUUCCAGGUAAAAGUUUGUGGGGCAAUUCAGUAUAUGAAUCUUUUUGGAGUUGCCAUAGGUUAUACCAUUGCAGCUUCUAUUAGCAUGACGGCUAUCAAAAAAUCCAACUGCUUUCAUUCAAGUGGAGGAAAAGAUCCUUGCAAAGUAUCAAGCACUCCUUACAUGAUCAUUUUUGGGGUUGUGGAAAUCCUGUUUUCCCAGAUUCCAGAUUUUGAUCAGAUAUGGUGGCUUUCAAUUGUUGCUGCAGUAAUGUCCUUCACCUACUCAACAAUUGGUCUUGGCCUUGGAAUUGGCAAAGUUGCAGAAACUGGCAAAGUCAAGGGAAGCCUCACAGGAAUAAGCAUUGGUACUGUUACUCAAACUGAUAAGAUAUGGAGAAGCUUCCAAGCACUUGGAGCAAUUGCUUUUGCCUACUCUUACUCCCUCAUCCUUAUUGAAAUUCAGGAUACAAUCAAAGCCCCACCAUCAGAAUACAAGACAAUGAAGAAGGCAACUCUAUUAAGUGUGGCAGUUACCACAAUUUUCUACAUGUCAUGUGGCUGCUUUGGCUAUGCUGCUUUUGGAGACCUUGCUCCUGGCAAUCUUUUAACUGGAUUUGGCUUCUACAACCCAUACUGGCUUCUUGAUAUUGCAAAUAUUGCAAUUGUUAUCCAUCUAGUUGGCGCAUACCAAGUCUACUGCCAACCCCUUUUCGCCUUCAUCGAAAAAACUGCCAGAAACUGGUUCCCAGAAAACAAAUUCAUCACCAAGGAAAUCGAAAUACCAAUCCCUGGAUUCAAGCCAUACAAGCUCAACCUUUUCAGGUUGGUUUGGCGAUCAAUUUUUGUUGUUAUCACCACGGUCAUUUCCAUGCUCAUGCCAUUCUUCAAUGAUGUGGUUGGAAUUCUUGGAGCAUUUGGAUUUUGGCCCCUCACAGUUUACUUCCCCGUGGAAAUGUACAUAGUUCAAAAGAAGAUACCAAAGUGGAGCACCAGAUGGCUCUGCCUACAAAUCCUGAGCUUGGCUUGCUUGAUCAUUUCUGUGGCUGCUGCAGCUGGUUCAUUUGCUGGAGUUGUUAAUGAUCUCAAAGUUUACAAGGCCUUCAAGACUAGUUAUUGAUUCGGUUCAGCUUCAUCAACAUCAAAAAUAGUUCAGAUUUCUGAAAUUGACGAGGCAGAAGUGAAGAUUAGGAUUUCAAUUCUCAUUGAUGUCCAUAACAACAAUCAUAAAGGGGUAUGGAUAAUACACACCUCUAAUAUUAUUACCCUCUGUAGUUUACUUUGUUCUUACGGUUCCCCAAAAUGGUGGAUCCAAUGUAUGUAUGUAUUUGGAAGUCAAAAUAUGAGUCAUCUUUCAUGUCCCCUCUAUGUAACUUUACCUGUUUCCAUUUGAAUACAAAUUCAAUCAAAGCCUUCAAAGCCAUUUUUUCUCCUUUAA
Messenger RNA from Coffea eugenioides, 2070 nucleotides. RefSeq names its product amino acid permease 3-like. The record is from RefSeq and is a predicted model, not a curated record. NCBI's taxonomy places the organism in Eukaryota, Viridiplantae, Streptophyta, Magnoliopsida, Gentianales, Rubiaceae. The transcript has 6 exons. Gene Ontology annotation, cellular component: plasma membrane. Bases 289 to 1752 code for a protein of 487 amino acids.